Molecule: messenger RNA, 2517 nt
Organism: Synchytrium microbalum
Lineage: Eukaryota; Fungi; Chytridiomycota; Chytridiomycetes; Synchytriales; Synchytriaceae
Exons: 13
Coding region: 1-2517 (838 amino acids)
Biological process (GO): signal transduction
Molecular function (GO): 3',5'-cyclic-nucleotide phosphodiesterase activity
Source: RefSeq, a predicted model, not a curated record
AUGAGCAACAAUAGUGUGGUUCCUGCUGUCUCCACAAAUCGCCAAAGUUCUGCUGAACACAAUGCGAUUAACGGUUCUCCAAGGCGGCAAAGCAUAGCUGCUGACACAAGACGAACUUCAAUAUCUCUAGCUACUCCUGUAGCCCAUAGCUCUUCAAUCAAUAAUGGACGCUCCCAAUACACCGGCGCCGAUAUCAUCCAGCAUGCUCCUCACUUUACGUCUGGUCUUAAGAGUGGAUCUAGUAGUGCUGGCAUGGUACCUCCUCGUCAUGGAUCUUCCCUGGGUGAAUUCUCUCAACAGAUACAAGAUAGUAACCGCAAAUCUCCAGCUGCAACAACCAAUUCAAGUAAAGCAAGCAAAGGUGGGCUGAGGUACUCGAAUUAUUUCGCAGAGGAUGGUAGUGAUGCCAUAAAGGGGCCAAUUGAACCAAUGAUGAUGCUACAUUACAUAUGGUAUGGUCUGCUGCUCAUUGUGCUCGAUGCGUCAGGAUGGACAGAGCUCUACUAUUGGACAUUACCACAAUACUUUGCUACUGCAUUCUUUGUGCAUGAAAUCAAUCGAAUCAUCGUUUUCUUGCAUCCCCUUUCCGUGCUACCGGUCAUUCUAAGCUUCAUUCCUUACUGUAUUUUUCACUUCCUUUGUGGAAAUGCUCACAGGAUAUUCGCAAUUUGCUGGUUUGUCUCGCUAAUGGCCGUCAACCUGCAAAUCGGAACCGAGAGAUUAGGAAGACAUGUUCUGGCGGCUUCCACUUGCUUCAUGCUGGCAUAUUGCAGUCUCAUUGUCUUUUACGGAUUCGAAAAUGCGAGUUCUGCAGUAAUAACCUUCCUCCCAGCAAAUUUCAACACUUCGGAUAUCAGUGUGAUGCCAGACGGAUCCAUUUACGCUGUGGAUGCUGAAGGCAUCAACAUUCAAACUCCACAAGAAGUUACUAUUAUUGUCACGAUUUGGUUGCUUGGUUUCGCAUUCUAUUCUCUGCAACGAUUUAUUCGAAAAUAUGCACUGUCGAUGCUGGAUCACCAAAAUGAAGCGAUAAAGUUGACCAAGAUGAAUGAUGAUUUGAAGGCACAAUUGCAGACUAUGAAGAAGGAAGUCAAGCUCGAUCUGGACUCACCAGUCACCAAAGUUAUCAACCUGAUUCGAAAUAUUCAAGACAAGUGCAGACUGGACGCAGAAACAAUGGAGAACCUUGAAUACGUCAUCGACAUCCUAUCAUCCAACCAGCUCUUCAUGCCAAACCUGAACGUCCAAGGUAGCACAAUGGACGCCGAAGUCAACAGAUGGCUAAACGUUCUCGUCGCUACUGAAAGCAAGCCCCAAAACAAGAAAGUAAACCUCUCAGCAUCCGAAAUCAUGUCUUCCUCUGUCCUCCUCGCAAACCAAGCAGCCAACGUCUCACGUAUCAACAUGAUCGAAAUCCCGAAAUCCACAGUUUCGUCCGCCAGCGAGGCCAAGAUAACAGGCGCAUUAUACGCAAUGGAUGAAUGGGAAUAUGAUAUAUUCGCUCUUGUGGACGCAACCGACAACCAGCCGCUCUACUAUCUCGGAAUGGCGAUUUUCGAAUCGUAUCCAUUCAAGCAGAAUUUCGGGGUUGAUGAUAUCACGUUACGGAAUUUCUUUAAGAGGAUUGAAUCGGGGUAUAAAAAUGUGCAGUACCAUAACUCGACACAUGCUGCGGACGUCAUGCAAGCCAUACAUUGCUUUUUGGUGACACUUGGAUUGGGUGAUCUGGUCACCAUGGAAGAAUGUUUUGCUGGUUUGGUUGCUGGUGCCAUACACGAUUUCGAGCAUCCGGGAACUAAUAAUGCAUUUUUGAUUAAUACGUCGUCGCCUUUGGCUAUACGAUAUAAUGAUGUUGCUGUGUUGGAAAACUACCACUGCUCACGCGCAUUCGAAAUCAUCACCGCACCAAACUCUGACUGCAACAUUUUCGCAAACCUGCCCCUUGAAAAAUUCAAGCAAGUCAGAUCGUGCAUACUGUCCAUGGUGCUCGCCACUGACAUGGCUGGUCAUUUCGAGUAUAUUGGAAAAUUCAAGAAUAAGAUAUCGGGAGCUGGAUUGGACUUUAACGACUCAAAGGACCGACAACUCGUACUCGACAUUGCCAUGAAAUGCGGUGAUAUCAGUAACGCUGCAAAACCACAAGAGUUAUGUCUGAAAUGGACGUUUAAGAUCAUGGAUGAGUUCUUUUUACAGGGUGAAGAAGAAAAACGUCGAGGCCUCCCAAUUUCAAUGUUUAUGGAUCGGGCAAACCAGAAUAUUCCAAAAUGCCAACUCGGCUUCAUCGACUUUAUCGUGCAACCGCUCUACGAUGUUUGGAACACGUAUAUGAACGAAGAUGGUGACUUUUUAGCACUAGAUUACUUAAAGAGGAAUAGAGAGUACUGGGACGCUGAAAAGCAGAGGGCUGAAGCAGAAGCAAGAGCAAACCAAGCAACGCCACUUCUACCACCACCACCACAAGUUUCAGACUCUGCUGCUUCAUCUUCUGUGAAGAUUCCAAUUUCAAAACUUCCGUAA